Messenger RNA from Chanos chanos (milkfish), 1912 nucleotides. RefSeq names its product angio-associated, migratory cell protein (gene aamp). The transcript has 11 exons. NCBI's taxonomy places the organism in Eukaryota, Metazoa, Chordata, Actinopteri, Gonorynchiformes, Chanidae. Gene Ontology annotation, cellular component: cytosol. The coding region runs from base 258 to 1502 and encodes 414 amino acids. The record is from RefSeq and is a predicted model, not a curated record. Gene Ontology annotation, molecular function: protein binding.
GUUAACACGUGAAAAACAUGGAGCUGCGAAAUGUUGUGACACUACUUUCAGAUUUUGUUUGUUUUAUGUAAUUGUCAGAUAUAUCAACGCGAAGAGUUUAGUUUGUUUACAAACUUCCCGGAAAGGAUUUUGCUAAAUUUUCAAAGAAAGACUAAUUCAGACCACUUGCUAAAGCAGCUAUUGCUACCCAGUCGAUUGGUCUCUGGUUUGUAUUCUGUCUUUGAAGGAACGUUUGACUGAAAAUAAAAGCCGAAUCUAUGGAGAACGCUGAGGAAAAUCCCGUAGAACUACACGGAGAUGAGGAGAUAAUCGAGGUCAUCGAUUUGAACGACACAGAACAGACCCCAGAUGAGUUAGCGGAUGAUUUGGAGGAUGUUGAUUUUGCUGAAAACCCUGGCGAGGACAACGAGGGAUGGGAGACGGAGGAUGAGAUGGAGGCUGAGCAGGAUGACAGCGAACUCACGUUCUCCAAACACAGUGGGUCUGUCUUCUGUGUCAGUUUGGACCCUGUGACAAACACAUUGGCGAUCACUGGCGGUGAAGAUGACAAGGCUUUUGUCUGGAGAGUGAGUGACGGAGAAGUGCUGUUCGAAUGCACAGGACACAAAGACUCCGUUACUUGUGCCAUGUUCAGCCAUGACUCAAAACUGGUGGCGUCAGGAGACAUGAGUGGUGUGAUUAAAGUGUGGAAGGUGGAGACCAAAGAGGAGGUGUGGUCGUUUGAAGUUGGUGACCUGGAGUGGCUGGAGUGGCACCCGUGUGCCCCCGUCUUGCUGGCAGGUACCACCGACGGCAACGUGUGGAUGUGGAAGAUACCAGGCGGAGACUGCAAAACUUUCCAGGGUCCCAGCUGUCAGUCAACCAGCGGGAAGAUCCUACCUGAUGGAAAGAGGGCGAUGGUGGGCUAUGAGGAUGGGAGUAUCCGUCUGUGGGACCUCAAACAGGGGAACACCAUUCACGUCAUCAAGGGUCGUGACGGCCACCAGGGGGCGCUGACAUCUAUGGAGUGUAAUAAAGAUGGGACGCUGGUGCUGACCGGGUCAGUGGACGGCCAGGCCAGGCUCAUCAACACCAGCACAGGGAAGGUUCUGUGCUCCUUCUCCAUGGACAGCAGUGACACUAAAGACCAAAUGGAAGAUCAGAGCUCUAACUCUGUGGAGUCUGUUGGAUUCUGUAAUGUGUUGCCCUUGGUAGCAGUGGCGUUCCUGGACGGCACUCUGGCCAUUUACGACCUCCCCACACAGAGCCUUCGACACAAAUGUCGACACGAGGUGGGGAUUGUCCGUCUGCGGUGGGAGGAGGCGUCGGCUGUAGUGGUGACCUGUAACCUGGACGGAGUGGUGUCUCUUUGGGAUGCCCGCUCUGGGAACAUGUUGUCGGAAUACCGCGGACACUCAGCCGAAAUCCUUGACUUCACCCUUAACAGAGAGGCCUCCAUAGCUGUCACAGCUGGGGGAGACCACAGAGCCAAAGUGUUCUGCCUGCAGAGACCUGAUCGAUAGGGGGGGGGGGGCACCCUCAUAACACCCCCCUCUUCUGGAACUCCAGAAACUCAGAGAUCCAUUAGAUUGCUGCUCUCUCUCUCUCUCUCUCUCUCUCUCUCUCUGUCUCUCUCUCUCUCUUUUCCCCCCUCCCUCUGCACACUGUUCCUUCUCUGGUACAUAAAAUCCAUAGUUCAGUUCAAACUCAGUAUCAAUAAUUGACUCGCCACAGUGUGGUUUGUUUGUUUGUUUUUCCAAGAAUCAACGACCUCUCAGAGCUGAUUUGGCGUGAAGGGCUUAAAGACAUGAAGCCUCUGUUGUUCUGUAAACAGAGAACAAACAACAACAAAAAAAAGAUGUUUAUUUGUUCAGCACACUUAGCUUCAUAAUAAUUGUCAAAAACAUUCAGUGGUUUAAUGAAAAUAAAUGAU